AUGGCUGUCACCAACGCUGGGAAUCCACUGAAAGAUGUGAUAACUUCUGAUUUCAAGCUUGAUGCGCGUUAUUUGCAAUUUCGAGAUUUAGUCGGUGUAGUCGACAAAUUAGUGAAGUCGAAGGUAGAGACCUUUCCUAAAGAAUUGAAAGAAAGGCGUGACAUCAUAUACACGGAAUUGGAGAAGAUCCAAGAAGAAAAUCUCCAUCGGAAAGAGAUCACCAAAGAAGCUAUUGGGUUAGCAGAGGACUGUCGGAAAAUGGCGAAAUUAGUCAAGAAUGUCUUCUUGUGGUGUGAGGUGGAGGGAAACACGUUGAUGCAAAAGAACAAUUCUUUAAUUAAAGACCUUCUUGUUGUCGAAGACAAGAUCGCGGCGAAUCAAAUAGCACAGAACCCGGAAGACAAAGCUAAAGUGAUGCGGGAACUUGAAAUGAAGAAGUCUGGCCUUCGCGGGAGACUUAUUGAGAAGAAAUCAAAAGACGCUGAGAAGAGUAAAGACCACAGAAACACGGAGAACAACAACUCGAAACAUCAAAAGUUGAAUGGAUUAAGCAAAGAAGAAGUCACACAACUCGAGGACUGGACUCAGAUGCGAAUCGGGCAAGUCGUAUUUGAUGGGGAACAUGAGAACUGGUCGACUGGUACUUCUGUCUUUGACGCAAAGAUUUAUCAUAAGAGGAAUUUGGUAUUUGUUAUAGAAGAUGCCAACGGGAACAAGUUCGGAGGGUUUGUGAAGUCUGAAAUUGAUACCAUCGGGGGUGGUAUAGUCGACACAGGCUCUUUCUUAUUUUCAUUAGCUUCAAAUGGACGAUUUGACUGCAUGCAAAAGUUUCCAAUCAGUCAAGAAGGCGCGUCGCGAGCGUUUUGGGUGUGGCCAGCAAACAACUGGUGUUUGUUACAGUUUGGGUUCUGUGGGGAUGACAUUAGUAUAGCAAAAAAGAGUGAAGUCUUAGGGUCGAGUUGUACACAAAGUGCUUACAUUUACCCCGAGCCUCUUUCUCUCUGUGGAAAUUCGAAUUUUGAUACAACAAAUAUCACUGUUUAUCAAAUGAUGUGA
Molecule: messenger RNA, 1056 nt
Organism: Entamoeba invadens IP1
Lineage: Eukaryota; Evosea; Mastigamoebida; Endamoebidae
Exons: 1
Coding region: 1-1056 (351 amino acids)
Source: RefSeq, a predicted model, not a curated record